ACAGUUAAAAGUAUUGCUUAAUUUGAUGAGAAAUUGAGAAGGAAAGGUUUAAGGCACUUGGUAAAUCAUCAUAAUCGUAUUUGAGCAAAGAAGCGAAUUCAGCGUGUUUGCGAUGUGGAGUUCGAGCAGAGUCUCCGAGGCCGAAGAGGAGAAGCAGAGUGAAUCUUGUUCCUUCUCAACUUCUCUCUUCAAUUUCUCUUCCGGCAACCCUAGAAUCGAAGAAACUCGCGGCCUCAUGCACGUCUUCCCCGAAGACACUCCUUCUUCUCUUCCGGUUGGACGGAAACCGUUGGCGUGUGUUGUGGGAGUUCCUAAUCACAUGACUUAUGCGGAUUUCUGCCAAUUCUGUGGUUCGUUUAUUCAUCAUAUUCUUGAGAUGCGUAUUGUGAGGAUGGAUUUUAUGGAAGAUCGUUACAGUGUUUUAAUUCGAUUCGAUCAACAACACUCUACAGACGCUUUCUACAAUCACUACAAUGGUCGACGUUUCUCGUCUCUCGAGGAUGAGAUGUGCCGAGUUGUUUUCACGUUAGAUGUGCAGUACACUGGGUCAAUUGAACAUGCACAACCAUCCAAUGCUACUUCAACUGAACAACCUACAUGUCCAGUUUGCCUUGAGCGAUUAGAUCAAGAUACGAGUGGAAUUCUUACAACCAUAUGCAAUCAUUCUUUCCAUUCUUCCUGUAUUUCAAAAUGGGCAGAUUCUUCUUGUCCUGUAUGCCGCUAUUGCCAACAGCAAGCUGAAAAAUCUAUAUGUUUCGUUUGUCAAACCACUGAGAACCUUUGGAUAUGUGUUAUAUGUGGGUUUGUUGGCUGUGGGAGAUAUAAAGGAGGGCAUGCCAUAAUACACUGGAAAGAGACACAACAUUGCUAUUCCUUAGAAGUGGAAACUAAGCGUGUUUGGGAUUAUGUAGGAGACAACUACGUUCAUAGACUUAUUCAGUCCAAAACUGAUGGGAAGUUAGUUGAGCUGAACGCUCACUGUGUGCACGAAGACAGUGGAUGUGGAAGUUGCAGUUGUGGAGAUAAUGUCAUGAGAGAGGCUAUGCUUAAUAGUAAAGUCGAAGCUAUUGUCAAUGAGUACAAUGAAUUGCUUGCUACUCAACUUGAAAACCAAAAAUUAUAUUUUGAAUCCUUAUUACAACAAGUAGAACAAGAAACUGAAAGAAAAAUUUCCGUAGCUGCUCAGAAGGCUGUCAGUCUCAAACAGCAGAAGAUUCAGUCCAAGAUUGAUAGGUGUAACAAAGAGAAGAAAUUUCUGGAUGAGCUUAACGAAAAUCUUUUGAAAAAUGAGGAGAUCUGGAAAGCCAAGAUACUUGAGAUCGAAGAGAGGGAGAAAAAGGCUUUAAGGCUUACUAAUGGUAAGAUAAUGGCCCUAGAAAAACAGCUUAGUGAUCUCAUGGUUUGUCUUGAGGGCGGGGAGACGGUAGAACAGCUGCCAACGUUGUCAAAUAAUACAAAUGGUGGAACCAUCCCUAACAUUUCAAAAGGAUCGUCGUCAACUUGUAGCUCUUAGCUGCAAAGAAAAGCAUGAUAGAAAAAUGAAUCGUUUCUUAGACUUUGUUUAGAGUUUAAAGGGAAAGGGAAAGUGAAAGUGAAAGGAGACACGCCCCUGGCAGUUAGAGGGAACUUGAAAAAUAAGUAAAGGGGAUUUUUUUUUUUUCCAAUCCCUUGUUUUGGAAUGUGUUCCCAUACAAACAAGGAAAGAGUUUAUCACAGUUCUUACCCUUCUCCCUUUUCUGCUCUUAAACAAGUAUUUUGCUUAGGUUGACCUGCACCACUGAUAUAUUAACAAGUUUCCACCUAUUUUUUUGUUAAGUAUAAAUUAAUUUGUGAUGUUUGUAAAUAAAUUCAUAGAAAAAUAUGUGUAUCAUACACUACUAUAUAUAAGCAUCUGGCAGGCACUAAAGAUAUUCCAGUCGGAAAAUCCCAUCCUCUAUGUAUAAUCUCUUGUUGCAAUUAAUGUUGAAAAUGUCCGUGAAA
Messenger RNA from Cicer arietinum (chickpea), 1980 nucleotides. RefSeq names its product BRAP2 RING ZnF UBP domain-containing protein 2. NCBI's taxonomy places the organism in Eukaryota, Viridiplantae, Streptophyta, Magnoliopsida, Fabales, Fabaceae. The record is from RefSeq and is a predicted model, not a curated record. Gene Ontology annotation, cellular component: cytoplasm. Gene Ontology annotation, biological process: Ras protein signal transduction; protein ubiquitination. Gene Ontology annotation, molecular function: zinc ion binding; ubiquitin protein ligase activity.